UAGUUAUGCCUGAUUAUACUGUGAAGAGGGGAGUCAUUCUUGGACCUGCUGUAAACAGGUCUAGGUUAGAGUUUUUAUUCAAUGGCAUCUUCCAUUAAUUCUCUGGAAGCGAUUCAGAAAAAAAUAGAUGCUGUUAAACUCUUCCUCUCUGUUUCACUGAGCAUCGCCAAUGCCCACACUGUGGAUUUCUACACUUGCGAUGUAUGGGACCAGUUCAUGGCUGUGCCACCCGUGGAGGUCUUAACAGAGAUCACUUUGAAUGGUGACCACAAGAGGGCGCCAGAACACUACUUAAAUCAUGGCAGUGGUACCACCAAGAAGAUCACCUUUGGUUUCUGUGAUGAUAGUAAGCGCCUGGUGGAUGUAGCUGAGCUCUUGGAGGCUGCCUAUGCCCACUCCCUGCCUGGCCUCGGGGUCUGUGUGGGCCGCACAGAGCUACUGCAAUCCCUCAGACACACUGACAACGCUCAACCCCUGGAGGAAGUUCCAGCUGCUGUGGUGGAGAGUGAUGAGUUUAUGAACUCCAAGAAGUCCCACGAGGUGCAGGCCAUGUCAGAGGUGGUGGCCAGCCUAGCCCAGCGCUGCCGGGUCAAACAGGUGAUUGAUGUGGGCUCGGGGAAAGGUUACCUGUGCUCCUUCCUGUCGCUGCAGUACGGCCUCCAGGUGUACGGCAUCGACUCGUCCAGCGUCAACACGCACGGCGCCCAGGAGAGGAACAGGAAGCUCAAGAAGUACUCCCGGGCCUACCAGAGACAUAGCAAAGCCAAUAGGACUCCGACAGUGAUGCCCCCCUCAGGCCAGGAGGACUUGGAGGAUAUUGCACCCGGUGAGCGAGCGAGAGGGGAUAUGGUUAAGACGAGUGGGGAUGCAGAGAAGGAGGAGGGGAAGGGGAGAAGAGAUGGGGAGGCACAGACCAACACAACAGGGUUAACAGAUCGGAAUGAGGAAGAUGCAAUGACAUCACUUACCUCCGCCAUUUUGUUAGAGGACAAUUCCCUUCCAGAGUCGGACCAAAGUGACCCAGCCUCAGCUCCAGAGGAUCCUUUUCUCAGUGCCCUGUGUGUGGGCAUGGUGGAGCCCACCUCCCCCCGGGUUCCCCCCAGUGAGUUGAGCCUGGAGGAGAGGGAGAGGAGGAAGAGCGAGAACCUGGAGAGGAAGGCCAGGAGCUGGGUUAACAGUGGUGGCAUGGGCAGCGGCAUGCUGUACUCACCUCUGACCUCCUACGUUACCGCGGAGACGGAGCUCAAGGAAAUUAUUGGGGAGUUAGAGGAUGCGGUCAUGGUUGGUCUGCACACGUGUGGAGACCUGGCGCCCAGCACCCUGCGCAUGUUUGUGGCCAAACGGGAGCUCCUCUCCGUCUGCAGCGUUGGCUGCUGCUACCACCUUCUCUCUGAGGAGUUUGAUCCCACCAGACAAGAGUGUCCAAGCAGCAGCGUGUGUGGUUUCCCCCUGAGUGGCUACCUGAGGGAGCAGUCCUGGUUCUGUGGCAGAAAUGCCAGGAUGUCGGCGUGUCUGGCUUUGGAGAGAGUUGCCAAGGGCCAAGGGAUUCAGAUGGAGUCACUCUUCUAUAGGGCCGUCCUCCAUGUGAUUCUAAGGGAUCACUACAGCUCCUUUAAAAGCGAGAAGCGUGUGGGGAAUGUCUACUCCAAGGCCACCUCGUUCGUGGACUAUGUCUGGAGAGCCCUCCGGAGGCUGGAGCUGGAUGAGUCAAAGCUCUCUGACAGUGUCAUACAGGGUUACCACGACACAUACCGACCCAGGAUGGUUGAGAUGGAGGCCUUUAACAUGCUGAAGGUGACUUUGGCUCCCUGCAUCGAGGGUCUGAUUCUCCUGGACCGCCUCUGCUACCUGAAAGAGCAGGAAGACGUGGCGUUCUCCACUCUGGUGCAGCUCUUUGAUCCUCUGUUGUCGCCGCGCUGUUACGGAGUUGUCGGAGUGAAGGUACCUGGGACGGAGUGAAGGCAUCUGGGACGGAGUGAAGGCAUCUGGGACGGAGUGAAGGCAUCUGGG
Oncorhynchus keta (chum salmon) is the source of this 2010-nucleotide messenger RNA. RefSeq names its product methyltransferase like 25 (gene mettl25). The transcript is spliced from 12 exons. Lineage: Eukaryota; Metazoa; Chordata; Actinopteri; Salmoniformes; Salmonidae. Bases 82 to 1959 code for a protein of 625 amino acids. The record is from RefSeq and is a predicted model, not a curated record.